Molecule: messenger RNA, 1775 nt
Organism: Planococcus citri (citrus mealybug)
Lineage: Eukaryota; Metazoa; Arthropoda; Insecta; Hemiptera; Pseudococcidae
Product: facilitated trehalose transporter Tret1-like
Exons: 3
Coding region: 180-1541 (453 amino acids)
Biological process (GO): transmembrane transport
Cellular component (GO): membrane
Molecular function (GO): transmembrane transporter activity
Source: RefSeq, a predicted model, not a curated record
UAAUAAUGUUACAUGAGCACUGAGCAAGUAGAAUAUUUAUCUAUGUGUAAGUAGGCAGCGAAAAAAUUAUUUUAAAAUACGAAAAUGCUCAAGUUGAAAGGAACUUUCCAUCAAACAUUGGCAGUAUUAGCAGAACGAAGACAUUGCUAAAUUCCAACGUGUUCCUAAAGUUCAACAUUAUGGAUAAAUAUCGCGAAAAUUUCCAUCAUUCUCUGGCUAUGCUCACAGUCUUUUUCAACGAAUUCUGCAGCGGAAUGGGAACAGGAUGGAUAUCACCUACACUGAACGCCCUCAAAAGCGCAGAUUCCACAUCAUCUAUGACAAUUGCAGAAUUCUCUUGGAUCGCAUCGAUUGAUCAGUUCGGUCGAAUAGUAGGAUGCAUUUUAGCAGCCAUAUUCUUGGACAUGGUUGGUAGAAAGCCAAUAUUGAUAAGUAGCGCGCUGACGUUUUGUUUGACGUGGAUCAUACUCAUGUUUACUAAAUCGGUUUAUAUGAUAUGUGUUGUCCGCGUAUUGUUUGGCGUCGCCCUAGGGCUCGAAAGUGGCACAAAUUCGGUUUACAUUGGUGAAAAUCUAUCACCAAGGGUGCGAGGUUUUUUCGGUACCAUCAGUUUGGCACUAUACGACAUCGGUAUGUUCAUGGAAGUGGUCAUAGCGACAUAUUUCUCUUUUCGUACAACAGCUAUAAUUAAUUUCUUCAUCCAAUUCAUAUUCUUUUCGGCAUCGUACUGGGUACGAGAAACUGCGCCAUUUCUACUCAUGAAAGGUGACGAGAAAAAGGCACUGGAGAACUUCAUGUGGCUCAAAGGUGUCACCGAACCUGAUCACGUGAAAAAUGAGUUCGAGCAAAUUAAGCUCCACGUACAAGCGGAAAAAGCUAAGAAAGCUUCGAUUAGAAAAAUCAUCACUUCGAGAGCUAAUUAUAGAAGUGUCGUGAUUCUGGUGAUGAUUUACAUCCUUGGAGGUAUGACUGGGUACGUAACCAUUAUGGCAUACGGAUCGAUCAUUUUCCCAUCUUCUGAAAUCAUGUCAUCGAACGCGUUCACCAUAUUAUUCGCUGCCAUUCAAAUCGUGACGACGAUUUCAUCGUCUUUCUUCGUCGAUAACCUGAAUCGCCGGUCGUUCAUCGUAGUAUCGUUUUCAUUGGCUGGUUUGAUCAAUUCUUGUACAGCAUUUUUAUACUACAUGCAACACGACCUUUUCGAAUCCACUGUCGCAGCGUGGUUGAUUUUCUUGUCCGUUACCCUCUACUCGAUCGUUUACCAAUUCGUUUACCCUGCUUUGUUCUUGAUUCGAAGCGAACUCUUUCCUCUAAGCGUCAGAGCUGUAGGCACCAGCUUUUGUCGAAUUGGCAUAUCGAUAACUAGCUUCGCCAUGAUCAAGAUGUUCCUACAUAUUUACUCGAAUUACGGUAUUCAUUACAAUUUUCUCAUAUUUUCACUCUCGAGCUGGAUGCUGGUAGCAUUCGUCUAUUUCACUUUACCCGAAACGAGAAACAGAACUUUGAUCGAAAUUCAAGAGGCACUCGAGAAGCAGAAAUAAUCCUAUAUUUAUCGAAUCGAAAUCAAGAACGGGACACCUAAGCUCCGUGAUAAGCAAAAUAAAUAAAAUGAUGAAGUAAUUUUAAAAAAAAGAUCAGAUAAUUGUAAGGAUAUAAUUAUAUUGCCAUUGUUUUAUCACUUGAGUUGGAUGUAAACAACUUAGAUAUAAGUAUUUUAUAAAAUAUGUCGUAGUUGGUACUGAAAAUUGGAAGUUCCUAUUAAAAAAUUUGUCAUA